AUGUGUGUCACGUCAUCUGUCUCUACAUCCUGCUCAUUUAGCCAGAAAUCACCCUGCUCAACAGCCAUCUUUAGCUUGCCGGCGACCAAUUUGAGUAAACCGGGUAAACCAUGGCCCAGUUCCAAACCCCUUCUCGUGGUCGCCAUUGAUAUCGGUACAACAUAUUCCGGCUACGCCUUCUCCUUCCAACACGAGUUUCUGGCUGAUAAACUCAAGAUUACAACCAACAAGGUUUGGUUAGAUGGGGACAACCACCUUCAGACCUCGUACAAAACCCCGACAUCUGUACUGUUUGACCCGGAUGGACAUUUCCACAGUUUCGGAUAUGAAGCGGAGACAAAGUACUCGCAACUCGCCAAAAACAAGGAGGAGAAAAACUGGUUGUUAUUCCGUCGAUUUAAGAUGAGCCUCUACAAAUCUGAGCAGCAAGUGGUUGACUCGGAGAUCCAAUACGUGCUGACGGUACCUGCUAUAUGGGGAGAGGAUGCCAAGCAAGGUUCAAUGAGGAAAGCCGCUCUACAGUCUGGCAUACUUGGAGAUCAACUGGCUAUUGCACUGGAACCGGAAGCGGCCUCCAUUUUCUGUCAGUCCUUGGCAGACGACAUCUCGCGGAAUGGAUCUCGAUACAUUGUUGUGGACGCGGGAGGUGGUACUGUGGACACGGACUGUGCACGAGUGAUGCUCAACGGGGAGCUCAAAGAACUACACAAAGCCAGCGGGGGAGGUUGGGGAGGCACUCAGGUAGACGACCAAUUCACCGAACUGUUGCUCAAGAUUUUUACCAAAUUCACCUUCCGGUUGCCGGCGUCCCUACGUGAAGUAUUCAGCUUUCACAGCAAGUGCUCGUUAGAGGACCAAGUGGCUGAGUCUGGGUUAUCCAAAGAUGUUAGGUUUACAGGUGACAAGAUGAGAAUCAGCGGUAAAGUGAUGCAGUCUUUGAUGAAACCAACCAUUCAGAAAAUUAUCACUCAUGUAGAAACACUAAUGGCGGAUCCCAAGUGUAGAGGAAUUUCCCACAUCUUACUGGUGGGUGGGUUUUUCCGAAUCGCCACUUCUCCAAGAGGAGUUCAGGAAGAACUUCGGUCUGUGAAUGUGGUCACUCCACUGGACGCCGUCCUGUCUGUGGUGAAAGGGGCGGUGAUAUUCGGCCAUCGGCCCGAUGCCAUUGGAAUCCGUCUGGCUGCCUUUACUUACGGGAUUCGUAGUUUAUCCACUUUUGUUGAUGGUGAAAAUGAUCUUGACAAGUUAAUUAUGAUUGAAGGUGAGAGGAAGUGCGAGGAUAUUUUUUACAGAUUUGUUUCUGUUGACGAAGAAGUGCCACACGGUAUGGAAACUAGGGAACACAUCUUUUCUCCGGCUUACUCUGGACAAACAGCAUUGGAGUUCGCCGUGUACAAAUCUACGGUGACGGAACCCAAAUAUACAACUGACCCUUCAUGUCUUAAGUUAGGUAGUUUCACUGUAGACAUGCCGGAUUUGACGGGAGACAAGAAGCGUAAAGUUGGAGUGAAGUUUAUAGUUGGCGGUACAGAGCUCAAGGUGAAGGCACACGAGAAGACGACCGGGAAGAUCUUCGACGCUAUCUUUAACUUUGUGACUAAGCGACAGGAUGAGAAUCAGUGGCAAAGUGAUGCAUGGGUUGAUGAAACCAUCUAUCCAUCCAUCAUCUUACUGGUGGGUGGGUUUUCUAAAUCGCCACUUCUCCAGGAGGAGUUCCGAGAGAACUUCCGCUCAGUGACUGUGAUCACUCCACCUGACGACGUCCUGUCUGUGGUGAAAGCGUGUGUAAGUGCUGUGCCCUUCGUCAUGCACACGUCCAGUCCAGUGGGCAGUCCUGUGCCAACGUCCCCUAACCACCUGGUGCUGCAGGUCAUCUGA
This is a messenger RNA of Liolophura sinensis, 1878 nucleotides long. Its product is annotated as heat shock 70 kDa protein 12B-like. Gene Ontology annotation, molecular function: ATP-dependent protein folding chaperone; ATP binding. NCBI's taxonomy places the organism in Eukaryota, Metazoa, Mollusca, Polyplacophora, Chitonida, Chitonidae. The record is from RefSeq and is a predicted model, not a curated record.